This is a messenger RNA of Cantharellus anzutake, 192 nucleotides long. RefSeq lists its product as uncharacterized. The transcript has a single exon. The record is from RefSeq and is a predicted model, not a curated record. Lineage: Eukaryota; Fungi; Basidiomycota; Agaricomycetes; Cantharellales; Hydnaceae. The annotation marks the transcript as partial.
AAGUACAAUCUCAUUCCCGAAAUCGCUCCUAGAUUGAGCAUCGCCGUUUCAGUCUUCCAUGCCUAUGCACAUCAAUUCUGUUGUCAAAUCGCAUUUCACCCCUGGAAACGAAAUGGGUUCGGAAAGUCAAACGGGGAAGGAAAUGAGUGGCUAUGGUCCUUAAUUGUUGAUACAAUAGCGCCUGAACGCAUA